ACCACAAAGUAACUUGCAUCGUGACUGUCUUAAAAAGCUAAGACGUAUUUCUGUUUUUAUGUGAGAAAUAUUGACGAAACGCAAUGGGACUUAAAGGAUUUUACAGCUUCUCUACUCGACACAUAAAUGACUGUCACAAAAUGACUAAUAUGAAAGAGGAAAUAGAGAAAUAUAUAAACUACCACUUUGAGGUCAAAACCGAGGAUAUGCUAUGUGGUUACCAACUGAACAAAAUUAAAUUUGAUUUCGAUGCAUUCUUAAAACAACUUCAAGACGCUGGCGCUCACUUGGAGUUUGUUUUUAAAAAGGUCGUAGCAGAUGACAAAGAAUUUUUAUCUCGACGACUUAUGGAUUACAAGCAAGGAUGCGAUAUUGUCAAAGCAGUUGAAGAAGUUGGAUCAUUUGAGUUGCUUGAGAAGUUGUUUCGCAAUCGAAACAAGACGCCAUUCAACACAAUGAUUUUAAUUGCAAUCAUUCAAUCAGCAAAGAAGUUUGGAAAUGUUCAUGGCUUUAACAAUAUUUAUGGAAAGCCUGCAGUUCAACAAAUUGAAUUGGCAAAGAAGCUCGAUGCUUCUUGGAUAAUCGGUCUCGACACAUUUUAUUUUCUCAUGCCCGGAAAAUGGAAAAUUUGGAAUGAUAUGAAACUAAACAUGAAAGAUUUAUUAGUUCAAGAGAUUGACCCAAAUGUCAUAUUAACUCAGCUUGAUUUAGAUCCAAAACAUGGGCCACUGUUCGCUUGUCUUCUUGGUGAAUUUCAAUCAACUUCAAAUUAUCAAAAGAAAGUUCAGGAACAUUUCGGUUUGAAGCAUAAAUUCGAAAACGCUGCAAACUUUAUUAAAUCUUUGGAAAUUGAAGCUUCAACUGAUUUAAUCAAGAGAGUUAUUGACAACAUUUUCAAAGGGAAAGCUAAUGAAAGAAUUCAUCAAGAUUUUGAAAGAUCUCUCGCAACAUUUGAAAUCAAUUUUGAUGUUGGAAAGAGAGUUGACGAGGAAAUAUUGCAAUUGGUUAAAAAUGAUUUUGUCAGCAUUGCAGAAGAAAUUUUUCUUAAUCAACCAAUCUUCAUUUCGCCAACAUUCUUUGAUAUGAGAAAGGAAGACAUGAAAACAAUUAAUGAUCUUGUUGUUCCAUUAAUUACUAGAACGGCUUCCGUUUUAUUACGGAAAAUUGAUGAUAAAGAAGAACGAACAAUAAUAAUUUUGGAAAGUCACGAUGGCAACUUUAAAACUAUUCCAAUUGUUCCAGUCGUUCCACCGUUUCCUGUUCCGUCCCUGGAGACUUUAUUGAAAGGUGAAAUCCAUGCAAUUGAUAAAACGCAAAUUCUCUUCUGGGUUACCGAUUUAAAUAUCGAAGAAUUUGCUUUUGUAAUAAUCCCACAAGAUUAUGCUGCAGAUUGUGUCAUUUUACUUUAUCUGAUGAAACAUCAAUGCAUCAAUACACUUGACGCUCGUUGUAUCUUGAAAACGAUCAUCGAUACUCGUCGUCAUGUUAUUCCUUUGGAAGGUUACACAGAAUAUCCUGAAACGAUCUGCGAACGAGCAUUUCGUUGUUGUUUCUUGUACUCAAAAAUGUACUUUUAUGUUCAGUCAUGUCUGACUUCGCUUGGAAUGAAAAACAUGUGUUUUGAUAUUGAGUUCGAUGGUGCUUACUUCCAAAAAAUUUACGCGUUAAAUAUUUUGGCUAAGGAAGAUGCUGAGAAGGAAAAUCAGAUGUCAAACACUAAACAAGAGGAUUCAAAAGAUGAAUCUGAUGAGGUGACAGUCGAAAACGUUGAGGAAAGUCAAAUGGAGGCAGAUCCAUUUAAUCCUAUUAAAAUCAUCGACGAAUUUAUUUCUUUAAUUCGUGCCUCAGUUUAA
Clunio marinus is the source of this 1853-nucleotide messenger RNA. The record is from the annotation of a GenBank genome assembly. NCBI's taxonomy places the organism in Eukaryota, Metazoa, Arthropoda, Insecta, Diptera, Chironomidae.